UCACAUAUGUACAUAUACACAUAAGCUGUUUCUGCCUCUGUGCCCGAAUAUGUACUUUGGACUCUGCUCUUGUUGAUUGUUUGUUCGCCCCAUCCGAUUUUGCAUUCAUUAAGCGAUUGUGUUACGGAGUAGUCGAAAUAAUUCUGUGGUGACUUUAACAACUUUAAAAGUACAAAAUGAUUAAUACCGGAAAAUUAGCUGGACGUACCCUUUUUAUAACCGGUGCGUCGCGAGGCAUCGGAAAAGCAAUUGCAUUAAAGGCUGCUCGCGAUGGCGCAAAUAUUAUUGUUGCUGCGAAAACCAGUACUCCCCAUCCUAAAUUGCCUGGAACAAUUUACACUGCGGCUGAAGAGAUUGAAAAGGCCGGUGGACGGGCGCAUCCAUGCAUAGUAGAUGUGCGCGACGAACAACAGGUGCGUUCAGCCAUUCAGGAUGCUGUUGCGAAGUUCGGCGGUAUCGAUAUAUUGAUAAAUAAUGCAUCUGCCAUAUCACUGACCGGCACACUGGAUACAGAUAUGAAACGUUAUGAUCUGAUGCAUAAUAUAAAUACACGUGGCACAUUCCUCGUUUCGAAAGAGUGUUUACCGUACAUAAUUAAAAGUAAUCAUGCUCAUAUCUUAAAUAUUUCGCCGCCGCUUAAUUUGAAUCCUAUCUGGUUUGCUCCACAUGUCGCUUAUACAAUUGCCAAGUAUGGUAUGUCGAUGUGUGUUUUGGGUAUGGCUGAAGAAUUCCGCUCUUCUAAAGUGGCGGUGAAUGCUUUGUGGCCACGCACCGCAAUACAAACUGCGGCCAUGGAAAUGUUAGCCGGUGCAGAAAGUUCCAAUAUCUCGCGUAAAGUAGAUAUAAUGGCAGAUGCCGCAUAUGCUGUUUUAAUACGUGAGCCAACUCAAUGCACAGGACGUUUCCUAAUCGACGAUGAAGUUCUAACAGAGGCUGGUGUGACUGACUUGAAACAGUAUGCAUGCAAUCCGGAAUACGCAGACAAACUUAUGCCUGACUUCUUUUUGGAUAUAUCAGAGAAUGAACUCAAUACUGCAAAAGAACAGUUUAAACAACAAACGACUGUUGCAGCUUCUUCCGGACAAAUACCGGCGUUAUUUGUUAAAAUUGAAACAUUACUUUCGCCAGAACUAGUACAAAAAACGCAGGCUGUUUUCCAAUUCAAUAUUGAAGGCGAUGAGAAAGGCACUUGGCAUUUAGAUUUGAAAAACGGACCUGGUUCAUGCGGCAUUGGUGAGCCAAAGGUGUCACCUGACGCAACACUGACCAUGAAAGCGAAUAACUUCCACGAUAUGUUUUCGGGAAAACUUAAGGCUGCAACUGCAUUUAUGACAGGCAAAUUAAAAAUUUCAGGCGAUUUGAAUAAGGCAAUGAAGCUGGAAAAACUAAUGCGCUCACUCAAGUCGAAAUUAUAGACCGUUAAAUAAUAUUCCAUACUGUGUUGUUUUUUAAUAUUAAGAUUUUUUAUAUAUAAAAUAUAGAAGAUAUGUAUUAUGAUAA
Messenger RNA from Rhagoletis pomonella (apple maggot), 1500 nucleotides. It is a transcript of the gene Hsdl2, whose product is annotated as hydroxysteroid dehydrogenase-like protein 2. Bases 177 to 1415 code for a protein of 412 amino acids. The transcript is spliced from 2 exons. The record is from RefSeq and is a predicted model, not a curated record. Gene Ontology annotation, cellular component: mitochondrion. Lineage: Eukaryota; Metazoa; Arthropoda; Insecta; Diptera; Tephritidae.